ACAAACAAUUGCGGUUCCUUGUCGCUCAUCAGACAGCUUUGUGGGUAAAUUGUUUUUUAAAGUUACUUUUUGUUUGUUUUUCCUGACCAAAAAUAUUUUUAUCUCCCAACUCCAUCUGGACGAACAAGAAAUGAGCGAGAAGUCUUCCACGCCAACUUUGAGAAGACAACAUCGGUACCGCACACGAGCUGCCCCCUCUCAGAGCUCAUCACAUUCAUCGCCAAAUGCACCAGUGCAGAAGCAGACGGGCAAAAUUAUUCAAAUUGUCACCAAAGAUCUCAUACGGAAACUCAGGGUUCCAUGCGGUGAUCCCUCGAGACAGUCCAUUAUUUUGCCAUCGGGUACCUUCGAGCAGAUCACCUCCAGAUCCAAUCUUCUCUCUAUGGAGGCGCACAAGAACAGGAAAGAGAACGAAAUGCGGGCAGCCGAGGAAAGGAAGCGGCAGAUGUUGGAGGCCGAUAUGUCCCGUCGGGAGAAGCGGGCUCUGAGUGAGGUGGAGCUGGAGGCUCACGAGCGAGGACGGCAUCUGCUGAUGCGAGCCAACACCCUGAGAAUGGAGCAGGAGGAGGAGAUUAGACGACUCAACAAGGCGAUUCUGGGUGCUCAGUGCCAAGCCACACGUGAUGCCCAAAUCCAGGAAAAGAAACAAAUCCAGAUGGAGAUGUUGGAAGAGGAGAAGCGUCUGGAUGCCAUGAUGGAAGCGGAGCGCCGCAGACUUCUGGACAAAGUAGAGAAGAUUGAUGAGCUGCGCAAGCAAGAGAGGAUCAGGGGGAAACAACAAAUCUUUGAGCAGAUCCAGCAGCGCCAGGAGGAGAAGCUGGUGCAAGAGGAGCUGAAAGAGCAGGAGAAACAACAGACCAGAGAAAAGGAAGCCAGGAUGAACCUGGAGGACCUCAUGGCCGUGGAGAAGAGGAGGUCGGAACAAAAGAGUCUGCACCAGGAGGCCAUGCGCAUCAAUGCCGAGACACUCAGGGCGCAGGAGCUGAGGAGAGAAGAAGAGAAGCUGGCAGACAUCAGAGAAAUGGAAUACAUCAAAAACAAACUGCAACGAGAGGCCGAGUAUGAAGCAGAACAGAGGAGGAUGAAGAGGGAGAAGGAGUUAGAGAUCGCCCGACUGAGAGCUCAGCAGGAGAGAGCGAGAGACCACAAGGCUGAUCAGGAUGAACUCCGUGCCAAGAGGAACCAAGAAAUUGCGGACAGAGAGUGGAGGAGGAAAGAAAAGGAGUUGGCUGCUAAGAAGGCUCAGGAGGAGGCCCUGCUUCGAGCUGCUCGCCUGGAGCAAGUUCAGCGAAAGGAGCAGCUCCUGUCCAUGGAGGCCGGCCGGGAGAAGGCCGAGUUCGAGAGAGUUUUAAAAGUUCAACAGGAGGCGAACGCCAGACAGAAGGAAGAGGAUGAAAAGCAGCAUCAGAAAGCACUCCGCCAAGCGGAGGCCAUUCGGCAGCAGGUGAAGGAGAUGCAGCAGUUAAACGCUGCUAAGCGCAAGGAGGCGCUAAAGGAAGCGGAGAAACUGAGCGAGGAGGCCGGGCGGCGACACAAACACAUCAACGACCUCAAACAGAGGAAGCUGAAGGAGCUCAAGGCAACUGGGCUCAGUGACAAAUACUGCAGUGAAGUAGAAAAGAAGGCUUGGCUGCUUUGAUUCACUCGGAUUACGUCUACGCAGCAUCAACAAGCAAGAGCAAUGUUCAAAUAAACAUAUGGUAGCUUU
Molecule: messenger RNA, 1708 nt
Organism: Syngnathoides biaculeatus (alligator pipefish)
Lineage: Eukaryota; Metazoa; Chordata; Actinopteri; Syngnathiformes; Syngnathidae
Gene: cfap45
Product: cilia and flagella associated protein 45
Exons: 12
Coding region: 131-1639 (502 amino acids)
Source: RefSeq, a predicted model, not a curated record